This is a messenger RNA of Malassezia japonica, 1668 nucleotides long. It is a transcript of the gene PWP1, whose product is annotated as rRNA-processing protein. Lineage: Eukaryota; Fungi; Basidiomycota; Malasseziomycetes; Malasseziales; Malasseziaceae. The transcript has a single exon. The record is from RefSeq and is a predicted model, not a curated record. Gene Ontology annotation, cellular component: nucleus. Gene Ontology annotation, molecular function: protein binding. Bases 1 to 1668 code for a protein of 555 amino acids. Gene Ontology annotation, biological process: rRNA processing.
AUGAUUUCGUCGGCGGCGUGGGUUGCGCGCGGUUUUGCCGCGCGGCACCCUCAGAAACAUGAGCUAGACGAAGCAGAGCUGGAGCGCGUCAGCCGUCUCACGAAUAUUGAGCUGAACGAUGCGAACCAGCAACUUGCUGCUGCGAAAAAAGCUGAUGGCGAUGGCUGGGAAGAUGUCGGCAGCGACGAGGAGAUGGAAGAGGACCAGAAUGACGACCCUGAAGACCUGAGUCGGUACCGCCUGGACGAGUACGACGAGGAGCCGAGCCAGAGCAUUGCCAUGGGUGCGUUGAGCAACAUCCGUGGCGUGCAGGCCUUUCGCAGCAACGACGACGAUCCCUACAUCACCCUGAAAGACGACCCUGCGGACGAGGAGGAAGAGCGCGAGCAGCUCGAGGUCCUCCCGACGGAUAACCUUGUGUACGCCGCCAAGACGGAGGACGAUGUGUCGAUGAUUGAGGCGUACCUGUACAAUGCCGACGACCAGAAUCUCUACGUGCACCACGACCUGCUGCUCCCUGCCUUCCCCUUGCACCUCGAGUGGCUUGAUUAUGCGCCUGCGCCUGUGCUGGAGGCUAGCGCCGAGCGCCGCCCCGCUGGUACGAUGGGCAACUUUGUCGCGGUCGGCACGAUGGACCCCGAGAUUGAGAUCUGGGACAUGGACACGAUCGAAGGCGUGUAUCCCGAUGCGGUGCUGGGCCGCAAGGACCUCACCGAACAGCUCAAUGCCCCCGCUGGCACUGGCAAGAAGAAGCGCCGUGCGCCCAAGGCGCGCGUGCCGAACCCGACGCACCACGUCGACGCUGUGCUGAGUCUGUCGUGGAAUAAGCGUGCGCGCAACUUGCUUGCGUCGGCCUCGGCAGAUACCACGGUCAAGAUUUGGGAUCUCUCGCGCCCGAUGGUGGGCGAGUCGUCUGCGGCGCUGCGCUCCUUCGACGGCCAUACCGACAAGGUGCAGAGCGUCGCGUGGCAGGUCACGGCGCCCGGUCUGGCGACCGGCAGCGAGAACCCUGCUGUGCUGCUGAGUGCUGGCUAUGACAAGACGGUGCGUGUGUUCGACACGCGCAUGCCCGACCAGGCGCUCGUCGCCGGUAUCCCUGCGGACGUCGAGGCGGUGCGCUGGAACGGCUGGAAGGACCAGAGCUUUUUGGUCGCGCUCGAGACGGGCAUUGUGCAAGGAUUUGACGCACGCAAGCUUUCGUCGACGCUCACGUCGGACAGUGCGCAGUUUACGCUCGUGGCGCACGAUGCGGCGUGCACGACGCUCGACGUUUCGCCGCAUAUCCCCGGCUGUAUCCUCACUGGUGGCACCGACCGCCAGGUGAAGCUCUGGAGCAUCGACGACGAGGACGCGGACAAGCCGCGUAGCAUCAACCUGGUCACCUCGCGCGACAUGGACGUCGGUAAGGUCUUCACCGCGAGCUUCUCGCCGAACGACCCCCUCACGGUCGCCGUCGCGGGCUCUAACGGCAAGCUCCAGAUUUGGGACACGCUCUCGAACCCCGGUAUGCGCCGUACCUUUGGCGACCGUCUGCGCCGCAUGGACCAGUAUGCCGACCGUCACCCUGCGCAGGCCGCUCCGGCGCGUCUGGACGAGGGCGAGCGCCCCGACGUGAUCCAGCUAGAGGACGACGCGUCGGAGGACGAGGACGAGGACAUGGAUGCAUAG